Cataglyphis hispanica is the source of this 1966-nucleotide messenger RNA. It is a transcript of the gene eIF2beta, whose product is annotated as eukaryotic translation initiation factor 2 subunit 2. Bases 143 to 1096 code for a protein of 317 amino acids. Gene Ontology annotation, biological process: formation of translation preinitiation complex; formation of cytoplasmic translation initiation complex; translational initiation. The transcript has 6 exons. NCBI's taxonomy places the organism in Eukaryota, Metazoa, Arthropoda, Insecta, Hymenoptera, Formicidae. Gene Ontology annotation, cellular component: eukaryotic translation initiation factor 2 complex. The record is from RefSeq and is a predicted model, not a curated record. Gene Ontology annotation, molecular function: translation initiation factor activity; mRNA binding; translation initiation factor binding.
UAGAGCCAUCGUGUUUCGUGCUCUCCAAUAUUUUCUGAUGCAAUCCUUCAAUUCUCUCGAAGCAACGUGUGACACACGGUGAGGGCAUAAAAUCACUUCGAAUUUUCUUCAUUCGAGGCGAGAACAAACUACAAUCCGGAUAAUGACGGAAGAGGAUUCGGUAUUUGAUCCAACCUUGAAAAAGAAGAAAAAAAAGAAGAAGACUACCUUUGACAUUGAUGCAGCUUUCAACGAAGGAGGUAGUAGCGGUGAUGCAACUGAGAACACUGUUGACAAAGAGAAUCAGGAACCAGAACCUACAGUUGUCGAAGAUGACGAGGCACUGGAUCUGGAAAAUUUCGGUAAAAAAAAGAAAAAGAAGAAAAAGGCUUUUAAUUUAGAUGAGUUAGAAGCAGCUUUGCCUGAUACCAAGAAAGAGGAACCUAUAGAGCAACAAGUCGAAGAAAUUAUAAUGGAUGAUGACUUUGACUUAGAUAUGGACUUUUCAAAGACAAAGAAGAAGAAAAAGAAGAAGAAGGAUCUUGAUGAAUUAGUAGCUGAAGAGGAACGCAAGGAAAUUGAAGAUAAGGAGAAUGUGGAAGAACCAAGUUUGUGGGUGGGCUCAGACAGAGAUUAUACGUAUGAUGAAUUAUUAGUUAGAGUAUUUAAUAUCAUGCGAGAGAAAAAUCCUGAUAUGGUGGCUGGUAAAAAACAGAAGUUUGUCAUGCGUCCACCUCAAGUGGUACGCAUUGGAACAAAGAAAACGUCUUUCGCCAAUUUCACCGAGAUUUGUAAAACAUUGCACAGACAACCGAAACAUUUACUGGACUUUUUGCUGGCCGAGUUGGGUACGAGCGGCUCGGUCGACGGUAACAGUCAAUUGAUUAUCAAAGGUCGCUUCCAACAAAAACAAAUAGAGAACGUUCUUAGGAGAUAUAUCAAGGAAUAUGUUACAUGUCAUACAUGUCGUUCGCCGGACACAAUCCUUCAAAAAGAUACUCGACUCUUUUUCUUACAAUGCGAGACCUGUGGCUCGAGAUGUUCCGUCGCUAGCAUAAAAUCUGGUUUCCAGGCUGUCACAGGAAAACGCGCUGCUAUUCGUGCGAAAACUGCCUAAGCAAUUUUCUCUGUCUAAGAAAACGCUAGUGCAAAUAAAAUAUUAUGAGAUAAAAAUAAAUGGUACAGAUUUAUUGAAUGCAUUUCAAAUUGAUGUGAAUAUAAUUGAAUUUUUUAAAGAUUAUUUAUAUAAAGUAUUGAAUUCUAUAUAAAAAAUUUUAGAACUUACAUUCUAGAAUGUAGACUUUUGAAAAUUUACUUCACAUAAGUAAAUUUAAAUUUUAUAUUUUACAAUAAUAUUUUAAUUAUUGUUUUUAAUUAGUGUCGAUAUUCUUUUUUUUCUAUAUAUAAAUUUUAUUCAUGGUAAUUAUUAAUCAUGGUAUUAAUUUUGAUUUAAAUAUAGAAGAGUGUAGAUAAUCCAGAUUGUCAUAAAUUUAAUAUUGAUUCUAAUGAAAAAAAAAAAAUGAUUUAGUUGUAAGAUUCUUAAGCUAUGAAAUCUUAUCACUCUAUAUUCUAUUAACUCAAGAUACAUUAAUCUCAAUGUUUUGAAUUUGAAAUUCUUAGAUUAUAAUAUUUCUCAGAAUAAUUGUAUUUUUUUUGUAAAUACAACAAUAAAGCAUAAAGCAAAAAGACUUUGUGCAUUAUUUAAAUUAUUAUUAAAAUUAAUAAGAAAAGUUUAGGAUUUUGUGACCAAGCUAUGUCUUUUUUUCUUUUAUAUUAGAAUUGAUAUUGAAUUUAUGAUACUCCAGAUAAUACAUUUAAUAUUAUCUAUAUUUCUCAUUUUUAUUCAAAUCAAUUUGAAAUGCAAUCAUUAUGAUUGAAAUUUGUAUAUGAAAAAUAUCGAUAAUAGUUAAAAUAAUAAUCAUUAAUUUUCGAUUCUAUUUUUUUGUCAUUAAUUAACUUUAACCUGAAUAAAAACAAAAUAAAAUUA